AUGGAUUUAACAUCUACUAGUGAAGAUCUCGUUGAAGAGAGAGAAGAGCUGAUGGUGUUUCCAAGUGAGAAUCAUAUCAUCAAAAAAGCCCGUUUUCUAAAACCACAGGUCACCUCCAAUGAUGGGUCUGAAGCUAGGCUCCGUCCAGCUCCUUCUCCUACCUUAAAGGCGUCGUCUUUGUGUGUUUCCUUCUGUGGCUGGAGGUUACCGAACAAAAGAUUCAAGUAUUGGGCUCGAAAAAUGGCUGCUUUACACAAACCCACUUGGAUAAAAGCUGGGAUUUUUGAAGCAAUCGCAGCAUCGACUUACAAAAUCCAUAAAGAUCCGUCUUUGAUUCUCUCCCUCGCUCAAAAAUGGAGUCCAGAAACAAAAUCCUUCUUUUUCCCUUGGGGCGAAGCAACGAUAACCCUAGAGGAUGUCACCGUGCUUCUGGGUUUUUCCGUUCUGGGUUCCUCUGUCUUUGCUCCUCUCGAAAGUUCAGAGAUGGAAGAAGCCGUUGAGAAACUGGAGAAACAAAGACGGGAGAGUAUAACGCAGGUUUCAUGGAUUUCGAGCUUUGUAGAUGAACCAUUGGAGCACGAAGCUUUCCUUGUGCUAUGGCUUUCGAAUUUCGUGUUUCCUGAUGAGCAUCGCCGUUCGAUUUCGAAAGAUGUUUUCCCAAUCGCCGUUCGUCUAGCUAGAGGUGAAAAGAUUGCUCUGGCUCCUGCUGUUCUCGCUUGCCUAUACAGAGAUUUGGGAAAAAUCCAUGCUUUAGCCUCUACAGAGAAUGUUAAGCUUAGCUCUCUGUUUAAAUUAGUGCAAGUGUGGAUUUGGGAGAGAUUCAAGAGCGUAAGACCAGAGGCUAAAGCUUUACCAAAGCGUAAUAAACCAAGGAUUGCUCAAUGGAGUGGUGUGAAACAGAGAUUUGACAACGUGGGACUGUUUCUUGCUGAUGAUUUUGAUUGGCGUCCGUAUACUAAACCCUUAGAGAAUUGGAACCCACCUCAGUUUUACAUCGAAGAAGCUAAGUGUGUGAGGAUUGAUGAUGAUGAUGAGUUUGUUUCGUUUGCUCGAUGUGUGAGAGUUUCUCAGCUUGUUGGGAUCGGUUGUAUGGAGAACUACUAUCCGGAUAGAGUGGCGAUGCAAUUUGGUUUGGCUCAAGAUCUUCCUGGUUUGGUUACUAAUCAUAGCGGCAGCUUCACAAAAAAGGAAGCUUGGGAGGAUUACAAUAGGUCUGUUGAUGGUUCAACGCUAUACAUUCCUUCUCGCCUUGCCACAGGUUCCGUUACUGACAGGUACAGAGAAUGGUGGAUGAAAUCAGUUUCCGAAAUGGGGGAAGAAGGAAGCGAAACUUUCAAUGCAGGAAAUACAGUUGAUCACUAUGAUGAUGAUGAUGAUGAUGAUGAUGAUGAUGUAUCUCUUAAGGUACUGCCAUUGAGCCAAGUCCUUGAGAAGUUGGGAGAUGGAACGAAGAAAGUUGAGAAAUUGACAUACAAGAGACGCAAGCGAGCUCGUGAGGAUGACAAGGAGAGUGCUAUGGAUUGUUGUCAGACACAAAGUGAAGAAGAAGAUGAUAGCAUAACCAUUGCUCAGAUCAUCAAAUCAAGAAAGAGGUUCAAUGAUGUAGUGAAUACUGGAGGAGGAGAUGCUUAUGGUGGACUUGUGGUGGAUCACACUGUUGCAAGCUUUGCAUCUGGAGAUGAAACUGUAGCAAGACCAGAAAUAGAGGCAAGGAGUGAAGAGAAUGAUGAAAACAAGUCUUCAGGUCCUUCUAAUGGAGUAGCUGAGAAGGAAGAAGAUGAUAGCAUAACCAUUGCUCAGAUCAUCAAAUCAAGAAAGAGGUUCAAUGAUGUAGAGAAUACUGGAGGAGGAGAUGUUUAUGGUGGACUUGAGGUGGAUCACAAUGUUUCAGACCUUCCUCAAAAGCUUGCUUGUGGAGAUGAAACUGUAACAAUACCAAAAAUAGAGCAACGCGGUGAAGAGAAUAUUGAUGAAAACAAGUCUUCAGAUCCUUCUAAUGCAGUAGCUGAGAAGGAAGAAGAUGAUAGCCUUACCAUUGCUCAUGUAAUCAAAUCUAGAGAGCAGUGUGAUGAUGUUGUAGAGGAUACUGAAGCUGAAGGAGGCGAUGCUUCUGAAGAGCUCGAGGAAAGAAGUAGACUUGAGGUGCUUGACAACAAUGAUUCGGAACUUCCUCAAAAGCUUGCUUAUGGAGAUGAAACUGUAGCAGCAGCACCAGAGAUAGAGCAAAGGAGCGAAGAGAAUGAUGAAAACAACUCUUGGAAUCCUCCCGUUGCUUCUAAUGGAGUAGCUGAGAAGGAAGAAGAAGAAGAUGUCACUGAUGAUGAACGAUUGAAGCAGAGAAAACUUGCGAUAGAUGAGCUAGUAUUGAAGCUUGAAGCUCGUAUAUUGAAGGUGGAGAAGACUUUGGCAAUGAUUAAACAAUGGAAAAUCACGAGAAACCACACCAAAACUCAGUUUCUGCUUAGCUUCUUAUCAAAAUGA
This is a messenger RNA of Microthlaspi erraticum, 2481 nucleotides long. NCBI's taxonomy places the organism in Eukaryota, Viridiplantae, Streptophyta, Magnoliopsida, Brassicales, Brassicaceae. The record is from the annotation of a GenBank genome assembly.